Onychomys torridus (southern grasshopper mouse) is the source of this 6327-nucleotide messenger RNA. RefSeq names its product ubinuclein 2 (gene Ubn2). Gene Ontology annotation, cellular component: nucleus. Bases 243 to 3884 code for a protein of 1213 amino acids. NCBI's taxonomy places the organism in Eukaryota, Metazoa, Chordata, Mammalia, Rodentia, Cricetidae. The record is from RefSeq and is a predicted model, not a curated record. The transcript is spliced from 16 exons.
CUAUUUAUGUGGGGGACCCAACAUGGCGGCUGCGGCGACCCUGGCGAUGGCGGUGGAGCCCAUCAGAACGUAGUAGCGGGGACAGGGACCCGGUCCGCACUCACGGUGGCGUCCGCGGAGACGGCUGAGGGUGCUGGAGGGAAGAAAAGCGACGGAGAGCGGAAGGAAAGGCGGGCAGGCACGCCGUACGGCGUCGAGGCGAGAGCCGGCUCGAGCGAGCGCCGAGGGCCAGAACAGUGGGGAUGGCGGAGCCGCGCAGAGUGGCGUUCAUUAGCCUGUCACCGGUGAGGCGGCGCGAGGCCGACUUCGCGGGCGCCGAGCGCGAGCCCCCCCGACUGGAGCCGCAGCCGUACCGCGAGCCGGCCCGGGCGGAGUCGGCCCCCCGCGCUGACGCGCAGCACCCGGCGCGCGACAAGCCGCUCCCCCAGCGCGAGGUCAGCCGCGCCGAGCCGCCCAUGGCGCUGCAGCGCGAGCCCCCGCGGCCCGAGCCGCCGCCGCCGCCGCCGCCGCCGCUGUCCCUGCAGACUGCCCCGCCGCGGGAGUCGGCUUCCCGGGCGGAGCCGCCGCCGCGACCGCCGAAGGAGACGGUUCGCCUGGAGCUGGUGCUCAAGGACCCCACGGACGAAAGCUGCGUGGAGUUCAGCUACCCGGAGCUGCUGCUGUGCGGAGAACAACGGAAGAAGCUUGUUCAUACAGAAGACCCAUUUAAUGAUGAGCAUAAGGAGAGGCAAGAAGUGGAAAUGUUGGCUAAGAAGUUUGAAAUGAAAUAUGGUGGAAAAGUCCGUAAACACCGGAAGGAUCGGCUACAAGAUUUAAUUGAUAUAGGCUUUGGCUAUGAUGAGACAGAUCCAUUUAUUGAUAACUCAGAGGCUUAUGACGAAUUAGUCCCUGCUUCUCUAACAACAAAAUAUGGAGGCUUCUACAUCAACACUGGCACUCUUCAGUUUCGCCAAGCUUCAGACACUGAAGAAGAUGAUAUUACAGAUAACCAAAAGCACAAGCCCAAGGUUCCCAAGAUAAAAGAAGAUGAUAUUGAGGUAAAGAAGCGGAAGCGGAAAGAGGAAGGGGAAAAAGAGAAGAAGCCAAGGAAAAAAGUUCCCAAACAAUUAGGAGUUGUGGCUCUCAAUUCACACAAGUCUGAAAAAAAGAAGAAGCGAUAUAAAGAUUCACUUUCUCUGGCUGCGAUGAUACGAAAAUUUCAAAAAGAAAAGGAUGCAUUAAAGAAGGAAUCUAGCCCUAAAAUCCCUGUGACCCUAUCAACUUCCUCUCUGACUAAGCCCUCUUGUGCUGCCACAGCCCUGGGGGAUGACAUCCCAGACUUAAGUCUGAACAGUGCUGAUCCAGACCUCCCUAUUUUUGUUAGCACAAAUGAACACGAAUUGUUUCAGGAAGCUGAAAAUGCCCUAGAGAUGCUAGAUGACUUUGACUUUGACAGAUUACUGGAUGCUGCUUCUGAUGGUAGCCCCCUCUCUGAGUCAGGGGGAGAAAAUGGGAACACCACCCAGCCCACCUUCAGCUCUCAGGUUAUGCCCAAGGUGGUACCUACACUUCCAGAUGGUCUACCUGUGCUCCUUGAGAAACGCAUUGAGGACCUUCGUGUAGCUGCCAAACUUUUUGAUGAAGAAGGAAGAAAAAAAUUCUUCACACAAGAUAUGAAUAAUAUUCUUCUGGACAUCGAGUUACAGCUACAAGAACUGGGCCCUGUCAUUCGUAGUGGGGUCUACUCCCAUCUUGAAGCCUUUGUGCCAUGCAAUAAGGAAACACUGGUAAAACGUCUAAAGAAGUUACACCUUAACGUCCAGGACGAUCGUUUAAGAGAACCACUGCAGAAAUUGAAGCUGGCUGUUAGCAACGUCAUGCCUGAACAGCUGUUUAAAUACCAGGAAGACUGCCAGGCUCGCAGUCAAGCCAAGUGUGCCAAGUUGCAAACAGAUGAAGAAAGGGAAAAAAAUGGAUCUGAAGAUGACGAUGAUGAGAAACCAGGGAAACGAGUCAUAGGGCCACGAAAGAAAUUCCACUGGGAUGACACCAUUAGAACUUUGUUAUGUAACCUUGUUGAAAUCAAAUUGGGAUGCUAUGAAUUAGAACCAAAUAAAAGCCAGUCUGCUGAGGAUUAUCUUAAAUCCUUCAUGGAGACAGAAGUGAAGCCACUGUGGCCUAAGGGCUGGAUGCAGGCAAGAAUGCUUUUUAAGGAAAGCCGGAGUGUACAUAAUCAUCUUACUUCUGCUCCAGCAAAGAAAAAGGUGAUUCCUGCAUCAAAACCCAAAGUCAAGGAGGUGAUGGUAAAGACCCUUCCUGUUCGUUCUUUCCCCACUAUGCUGAAGGAAUGUAGCCCAAAAAAAGACGCAAAGGCUCCUGUAUCUUUGGUGGCUUCAGUUGGUGGUCCAUCCACGAGCUCCAGCACAUCCAUCAUUGCCUCAGCCAGCUCUAGCUCAGCACCAGCCCAAGAAACCAUCUGCCUCGAUGACUCCCUGGAUGAAGACCUUUCUGUCCACUCGUCUUCACUGGAUCUUGUAUCUGAAGCUUUAGCUGUCAUCAACAAUGGGAACAAGGGCCCCUGGGUUGGCUCAAGGCUAAAUGUGCCAGCUGCAAAGCCUCGUCCAGGGCUGAGAGAAGAAAAGCUAGCGAGCAUCAUGAGCAAGCUACCGCUGGCUGCUCCCAAACAACUGGAUGCUGCUCAGACUGCACACUCGCCAAGUCUCAUUGCUGGUCACACGGGGCCAGUACCAAAGAAACCCCAGGAUUUAGCUCAUACUGGCAUUUCUUCAGGCCUUAUUGCUGGUUCUUCAAUUCAGAACCCUAAAGUUUCCUUAGAACCUUUGCCAGCCAGGCUACUCCAGCAAGGAUUGCAAAGGUCAAGCCAGAUACAUGCUUCUUCCUCUUCACAGACUCAUGUCUCCUCCUCCCAAGCCCAAGUUGCUGCCUCCUCUCAGGCUCUGGGAACAUCAGAGGCCCAAGAUGCUUCUCCGUUAACACAAGCAACAAAGGUGCACCAGCACUCAACUGUCCAGCAGAACUAUGUGUCUCCAUUACAAGCCACCAUUAGUAAAUCACAGACCAACCCAGUUGUGAAAUUAAGUAAUAACCCCCAACUUUCCUGUUCGUCCCAACUACUCAAGACUUCAGAUAAGCCACUGAUGUAUCGCCUCCCUUUGUCUACCCCAUCACCUGGAAAUGGUUCUCAGGGGCCCCAUCCCCUGGUUUCUAGGACAGCACCGAGCACCACUACCUCCAGUAACUAUUUAGCCAAGGCUAUGGUGUCACAAGUCUCCACGCAGGGUUUCAAAUCUCCCUUCUCAAUGGCUGCAUCUCCCAAACUUGCCGCAUCUCCCAAACCUGCCACAUCUCCCAAACCUUUGCCCUCACCUAAGCCUUCUGCCUCACCCAAGCCCUCUCUGUCAGCUAAGCCUUCAGUAUCAACUAAACUUAUUUCUAAAUCCAACCCAACUCCCAAGCCUGCUGUAUGCCCAACUUCUUCCAGUCCAAACACACUAGUCGCUCAGAGUAGUCACUCCCCCAGUAACAACCCUGUCCAUAAACCGCCCAGUGGAAUGAACAUCAGCAGACAGUCUCCCACUCUGAAUUUGUUGCCCUCAAAUCGCACUUCUGGCCUUCCAUCGACAAAAACUCUUCAGGCCCCUUCUAAACUAACAAACUCAUCAUCCACUGGAACUGUUGGGAAGAACAGCUUGAGUGGAAUUACGAUGAAUGUACCUGCCAGCAGAGGUAGCAACCUUAACUCAAGUGGAGCUAAUAGGACUAGUCUAUCUGGGGGAACAGGAAGUGGAACACAGGGUGCUACUAAACCGUUGUCUACUCCACAUAGACCAGCCUCUGCCUCAGGGUCUUCAGUGGUAACAGCCAGUGUGCAGCCCAGUUCAUAAGGCAAACUUGUGUGACACCUCUGGUCCAUCAGAUAACGUGCUUCAAGAGCAGGCCUUCAUAAGGAAGAGAAAUUAACCGUGGUAACUUCACUUACUAAAAUGGGGCUUCCUGUGUGAGUUUCACCAGAGACCCCAAAGGCUGAGAACAAAACAAUAGGUGUCCUUCCAUUGUAAGGGGAAGAGGAGCUGGAUGACCCAUGCAGCCCAUGCUUAGAGACCAUGCCGCCCUUAGCUCCGUCCAGAAGGACCACGAGUGUCUACCUCUGGGCUAUCCCACGGACCAGGACAGGAUUUCUCGGGCAGCAGCUCCUCAUCACUUCAAACCCAGUGAGGGGCUUUCAAGAGGACCUUGGCAGUGCGGCCAGCACACCUUCUAGAGUUUGAGGAACUUGAGAUUGGAUCAGAUGCAGCCCUAAAAGUCUCCUGAUGAACAGUCGGCGGCCAGUGUCUGCAGAAGACAGGGAGGCUCAUGGAAUCGUUGGCAUUCUCAAUCUCCUUGUGCCUCACUGAAGAAGGGAGGCCAAUUUGAGCAUUUCAAGAAGAAAUCCAUAUGAGACUCUGGAUCCAGUUCCCAGUGCUGCUGGGGUAAGGGUUGGGGGAAUCCAGCCAAAGGGAGUAGUUAGAGGGCUGGGAUGGCCCAAUGGAAGGAUUGGGGCAAAAAUCCUAGCAUGCAACUAGGGAGUGCCCUCUACAGGGGCUGGAGACUAGAGAGGCUUUUGUGAACCCAAGAAAAAGUGAUCCAAGAAAAGAAGCAAUGCCACUCACCCAGUGUCCAGCUCUAAUAAUCAAGGGAGACCUGGCCUCUGCUUCCUUGGCACAGAAGCUAGCAAAUGGGGAAGAGAGAGUGUGAGAGGCAGGAGGGACGCUGACCUAUGGCCCUUCUGCCACACGUCUCCAUGGCAUGACAUUUGAUGUUUUGAUUUAACGGUAUAGGGGACUUGAUACCUAGAAAGAGACUUAAAAAGAAUGAGAAAAAAAAAAUCACAAAACUAAACCUCUUCAUUACCCAAAAGAGCCUGUUAAAUUCCAUCCGGGUGUGGAAAAAUGUGUACUGUUGCAUCAGAUAUGUUGGAGCACGCAUGGGAAUGAAGGGUGCUCUCUGCUGAUGCUGAGCUUGUCCAGCAGAGAGUCCUAACUGAGAAGCUCGGCAAACCGGCUUGGCUGUGAUCAGAGCUGCUGGCCGCAGCACAGCCUGGGACAGCUCAUCCGGCAGAGGGAAACGUUUCAUCCAGUUAGCUUUGCUGUUAAGGUGUGAUACAGACUGGACUUUUUCAGAACCAAAGAUGGUCUGGCAUUUCCAGAAAAGCUAUGUGAACCACCUCCAGUUUAUAGCAGGAGAGAAAGGAAUCACCUUGGAAGUUCAUGUGGCUGUGGGGGAAAGAAUAGGCUUGACCCUGCUUAGACUUAGCAUGUCCAGCUUGCUUGUUAGUAGUUACAUUUUCUUCUGAUUAUAAUGUCCCUGCAAUUUAGAUGCUACAGGAUGCUAUCAACAGAGAGGAUUUUAUUAAAAAUAAGAUCUUACCUGGGCAUGGUGGCACAUGCCUGUAACAUUAAGGCAGGAGAAUAUCUGUAAUUACGAGGCCAGUCUGGCCUACAAAGUGAGUGCCAGGCCAGUAUGUCUGGAAAAAACAAAAUUAGAGAGAAUGUAGAUCUUUAAGUAAGUGUAGAAACCACUAUAUGGUGAGAGGAGGCGUGAGCCUCUCCUCUAGAGAGCUGGCAAUGGUACAGAUGACACACCUGUUUUGACAUAGACUGCUCUCCACCCACCCUCAAUGGCUGUCAGGAUGCUGCAGUACAGUUCUGUAGUUUGGGUACCAGCCUUCAUUCCCAUGUCCUUACAGACCUCCCUGCAUACCACAGAAACUAAAAGUAUAGAAACUCCACUUACCAAACUCUGCCUUCAAGGUGCCAGCUGUGAUUUCUUCCUGCCAGUGCACUCAAAUGCCCAGGUAAAGGGGAAGUGAGUGUGGGGGCUGUGGUGGACUUAACACCCUCCACGGGCCUGCUGUCCCAUUGACAACACUUGGCCACUGAGAUCAACCACAGAGGAAUCAGUGCACUUUUCUGCCCAGGUGACAGAAACAACCAGGCUCCUCUACUCUGGCUGCAGCAAACAGCCCUAACCCUAAGUCCUGCAAAUCCUCUGGUGCCCUGCACUCAGCUCCCCCCUGCUUCAGAGCCCUGCGGUGGACCCUGACUGAUCUGGCUACCUAGCUGAUGCACAGAAAGAAAUGUACUUCAUGGGUCUCUUUAAGGUCAAGGUGAUUUUUUUAAGCAGUAAGAUAAUAACUGACAUUUAAAGGAGAAAUGCUAUGAAGAGAACUUGACAAUGGAUGUUUAGAAUGUUUAUCACUAUGUAAUUUUGUUCAAAAUAAUGUGCUAAAGGAUGAUUUUUCAAAAUACUGAACAUUUGAAUUACAUUGUUUUCAAUAAAAUAAUCUUU